AACCAACUCCACUUCAUACACACACUACAAAACCCUAAUCACACUUUGCAUGCAUGCAUUGCAUUGCAUUUCAUUUCAUUCUCAAACAAACAAAGAAACUGAUUAUCAUCAUGUCCUACUCAUCCUUCAUCUUCCUCAUCCUCUUCAUCCUCCCUUCCAUCCAUGCAACCAUCCCUUCAGGCACCAUCCAAAGAACCACCAAACAACAAAUCCUAGCCACCGUUGCUCCCACCUCCGGCCAACCCUCGCCUUUCCUCUCCUCCCCUUCCGGCAAGUACACCGCCUACCUUGUUCGGCAUGAGACCGCUCCCGGUGCCGGUGGCUUUGGCAAUGACUUCUGCUACAUCCAAGUCCAAGAGACCAGCUCCGGUCAAAGUCUCUGGGAAUCAGAGUGUGCUCCGGCAAGCAAUGAAAACACUUGUGCACUUGUGUUUGAUGAUAAUGGUCUUGAAGUGUUUGAUGGUAGUAACCCAAUUUGGGACACUGGUGCUGAGUCUGCUGAUGAUAAUCCAUUGGAAUUGUUGGAAAUGGUGGAUGAGGGUGAUAUGAGGAUAAGAGAUCAAAUUGGUGAGCUUGCAUGGAAGGCAAGUGAUGAUCCUAGAGCAAACCAGGGUUGUGGUGAACCUGGAUCACCGGGUUUGGCUCCGGCGAUGCCUCCAUUUGCCGUGCCGAUUGGUGGUGGCAAUAACCUCCCUUUUGGACAGCAACAACAACAACAACAACCACAACUACAACAAGGACAGCAGAACUCUGGAGCUGCGUUUAACCAGGAGAGUGGUGGAUUGAAUGGACAACCUCUUGUAGACAAUACUGCAUUUUUUAGUGGGAGUUGUAAGAGUGUUGAGCUGAAGGUGAUUGUGGUGGUGAUGUUUUCAUUUUUAGGGUUAGGGUUUGGAUUUUAAUGGGGUUUUAGGGUCUGUAUGUGGUGGUGUGUUAUUGGUGGUGUUUUAAGUGUGCUUGAUGGCGUCUUUCUAAA
Molecule: messenger RNA, 976 nt
Organism: Dioscorea cayenensis subsp. rotundata (Guinea yam)
Lineage: Eukaryota; Viridiplantae; Streptophyta; Magnoliopsida; Dioscoreales; Dioscoreaceae
Exons: 1
Coding region: 54-902 (282 amino acids)
Source: RefSeq, a predicted model, not a curated record